AUGAUGACGACCUUUACUUAUCUCCUCUUGCUCCUCCUCCUUGGCCUGGUCAUGACCUGCGCCGCCAUCCCCGCCGCCUAUGACUCGUCUGGCUUCAGCAACUAUACCUUAUCCCUUGCCCAACUCUCUGCUCAAAAAGCUCUCUGCAGUUGUGACGAUACUCCAUGCCCAGAGAAGAAGACCGUUUGCAUGAACGGAGCCUGCACCUGCAUCCACCACGAAGGUUGCCGCGCCGAUUCCGACUGCGAGCAAUACCACGUCCCCUGCCCCCAUGGCCAAUCGAUGAUGUGCCAACAGAUGGACCCCUUCUGGCGCAACAACGUGUGUAUCUGUGUGACGGAGCCUGAUGGGGAUUACUGCAAGCAAGUGUUGACGCACUGUCCCUAUGCCACCACGCCUUACUGCUCGCUGGAUGAUGAGGAAAAGUUUCCAAAUGGCGAGGUUACGUGUCUUGAUGAUGAGUAUUUGCAGUGUAAGGAGCCGGAGAAGUGUAAGUGUUGGACUUGA
Messenger RNA from Sordaria macrospora k-hell, 507 nucleotides. RefSeq lists its product as uncharacterized. The record is from RefSeq and is a predicted model, not a curated record. NCBI's taxonomy places the organism in Eukaryota, Fungi, Ascomycota, Sordariomycetes, Sordariales, Sordariaceae.